Rotaria sp. Silwood2 is the source of this 405-nucleotide messenger RNA. Lineage: Eukaryota; Metazoa; Rotifera; Eurotatoria; Philodinida; Philodinidae. The record is from the annotation of a GenBank genome assembly.
AUGCUUAAUCGAGUUCGACAACUAGCGCUUGUACUCAGUGGUCUUGCCACUUAUGUUUUUGAUAAACCAGUACUUUUGAUGAAGCUCUAUCGAGAUGAUGAUAAAAAUAAUUUGCCUCGAGCUGGAUUUCAUUAUAAUGGUUCACUUUAUUUUAAUACGCGUUAUUUUGAAUAUAAAUUUGCUGAAAAACUUGUUCUACAAGAUGAAAAUGAAAGUAACAAUGAUUCAACUAAGCAUGAUAUUAUCAAUUUUUAUUUUGUGAAAUCGUGUCAUUUACUUGUGCACAAUGUGUAUGUUAAUCACGAUAGCAAAUUUAUUCGUACACUGGAAGAUACUGUAAUGAAAUUUUUACCAGUAAAAGAUUCAUUUUUUGAACUUUUUAAAUUUUCGUGGGAUUUUCAAUGA